GUAAAUUGUUUUUAGGUCGUUAGUAAUAACGUUACCCCGCUGUGUUCGUAAAUGGAUGAACUUGAUAGUCUGCUAAAUGAGUUGCACCAAACUAAUCAAAAAAUCUUGCAGAAAAAUAAUGCUUUCAAUUCAUCCUCCGAAUGCAGUAAUACUGUCACUCAUGUAACGAAAACAAACAAACAGACUGAGUCAGACUACACUGUUUUUGAUCCAGGACAAUGUGAAUCUGGACAAGCCAUUAGUCGGAACGGUGAUCGUUCGAGUUCUUCACAACCAGAUAGCGUUCAAGAUCUCAACAAAAUGCUAGCUAGUCUUGACAACUUUGAUUACUUGCAUAUUGAUCAAAUUCCACAAGCAUGUCUUGGGUAUGAUCAAACUGAAAGAGGUCAGUUACAUGCAACUCCAAAUUAUCAUACAAAUACGUCAACAUUGAUUGAUAAUCAUUCAGAAAACAAUUUUAAUACUCUACACUCGAAUAAACAAACAAUGUUGGCAGCGAAAGAAGCUGAAAGACAAUUAGACGAUCUGUUACAUUCUUUAAAACAAUUCAAGAUCAAUAAUCAUCAAAGCGAUUCUGGUGCUGAACUACUGAAUAGUAUGAGUAAUUCAUUCAUUGAUAAUUCAAUAUCGGAUAUUCAUCAAACAAAUUCACAAACACCUUCACAUAAGUCUUCUACAACAUCAAAUCAUAAAUCUGGUACUAAUAUUAGCACUAACAGUAUCAAUACUAACAGUAUGACAGUAGAUAUUAACAGAAGUUAUAAUUAUGAUCAGCAUCAUGAUAAUAAAAUUAAUCAAAAUACUGAUAAUUUGAACAUUACUGCACGAUUACAAAGGCAUAAUGCUAAACGUGUAAUACCACCGAAAUACGAUCAGAUCAACAAUGUUUCAUCUACAGAACAAGGUCCAACUCAACUAUUAAAUUCAAUGCUUAAUGAUUUAUCGUCUGAACUAUCUCAGCAUGGUGCAAAAACUAAUCCUCGUGGACAGUGUUAUGCUUGUAAAAAGCCUAUAAAUGGAACGUUAAUAACAGCUAUUGGUAAAGAAUGGCAUCCGGAAUAUUUCACUUGUGCUAGUUGUCGUGUUGGCUUAGUUCGUCAAGAUUUCUAUGAACGUGAUGAUCAAGCUUAUUGUACUCAAUGUCAUCUACAAAUGUUCUCACCUAGAUGUGGUUAUUGUGGAGAAGCAGUUGUCGAGAAAUGUGUUUUGGCUUUGGCACGUGCAUGGCAUCCUGAGCACUUUUUUUGCUACGAAUGUCAUUCCACUUUUAAUGGAUCGUUAACAGUACAUGAACAAAAUGGCAAAUUUUACUGCUCGUAAGUUUCGUAAUGUUAAACAGUCAUUAUCAAGACCAAUGGAAGAAGAACUUAGUUAUUUGCCUAGUGAAACUGAUUAUGUAGGGAUAAGAAUAAGAAAUAAGUAAUUCAUGUGCAUAUUAAUAUGGUUCACUUGGUUGAGGAUAUAUGUGAUUUAAAGAAAAAAGCUGUAAAAACGUUUUAUGGGCUCAUGAAUUGAAUUCAUGUAUAUAGUUUUAUACAAAUUACUACCAAGCAACCACUCCAUCUGUGUUAGAAUUAACAAAUGCAAAGAAUCAAUCAUUACUUCAAAGCCUACAUUUUUUAUCUAUGUUCAAUCAGUUGUUAUAUCAGAAGUCAGAUUAUCUUAGUUGGAUGUUUUUAUUCAUAAAUCAUAAUUUCGAUUACCUUAUAGAUAUUUAGUUAGUUGACCAGAAGCCUUGUCUUUUAGGUUAUCUAUGGUUGCAAUUUGCUUAUCAAUUUCACAAACAAAUUACCUUAGUUAAUCCUGACAAUUGUAUGAAUUAAUUUUAUCAUUGUAAUAACUUGGAGCUAACCACCGGAGUUAGGCUAACAGUCAGCGAGAGAGAAAAAGGUGAAGACGAUUCGCAAUGUAGACAUUUUUCAUAACUUAUCUCAACUUAAAGAGUUUAUAGAACUGACUAAUAGAACAUUUCUCUUAUUGCUAAUAUUAAAUUCAUAAUCAAAUAAACAAACAAGUGAUUUGAUUUUUAAAUAAACUGUCAGUUUAAUGUAAUCUAUGUUUAUUUGCUUAUGAUUUAUAAUGAUAAAUUUUAUUAGUUUGAUUUUAUAGAUCAAAAUCAUCAUAAAUUAUAAUCUACAUUUAAGGCAGGUAGUUUUCAACAAAAUUCACUUAUUUCAUAACUCAUAAGGAUUUGUUCAGUUACAAUUUCCAAUCUUCCUUAACUAUAAGACUUUACAUUUGAUGGCUUACUUUCCGUUAUUAAGUAACUAAACUUAAUGUUAUUUUAAACUAUUUCCUUUAAAUUGUAAAACUUAUAAAUUAAUUCUUUCUAUAUCAAGUAACUGCUAUUUCACACGAUUUGGAACUCCAUGCUCUGGCUGUCAACAACCUAUUACAGAUGCAUACAUAACUGCAUUGGAUAUGCCUUGGCACAAAGAUUGUUUUACUUGUCAUGAUUGUAAUAGAAUACUCACUGGAUCAAGUUUUCAUGAAAUUGAAGGAUAUCCUUACUGUGAUUCUCACUAUUACUCAAGACGUGGAUUAUUAUGCUCUGCAUGUUCAUUACCAAUUACUGGAAGGUGUGUAAAUGCACUUGGUAAACGUUAUCAUCCAGAGCACUUUUUAUGUGCUUAUUGUUUACAUCCAUUACAAACCGGUACAUUUAAAGAACAUUCAAGUAAACCAUACUGUCAUCAGUGCUUUACCCAACUGUUUGGUUAGUAUGGUGCACAAAUAUCUACAUUUAUAUAUACAUACAUAUUACUGUUUUUUUUCUUCUUGUUUAAGUUUCAGAUAUUGAAGGUUGGACAGUUAUGUUUAUUACCUUUAAACUGUCAAAAUAGUAUGACAAACAGUAAAUGUUAAAUUAUUUUUAAGUACUAUUCAGCUUAUGUUUCAAAGUAUUGUACAUACUGUUUGUAUCCUGUUUUUUUAGUUAGUCUUACAUCUCAUAACGUGUUUCUUGCUUAGACUCAACAACUUACACGAAGAUUUAUCAAGCACACUGUGUUAGUCAAUAUUAUGCUUUUGAAACUACAUAACAUCUAAAUGUGUGUUUCAUAUAUGUUUUCAUCGCCAAAACACUAUUUGAUGUAAAAAGUAAUGUAUUCAUUUUGUAAUUUGAGUAUUACGUUAU
Molecule: messenger RNA, 3136 nt
Organism: Schistosoma mattheei
Lineage: Eukaryota; Metazoa; Platyhelminthes; Trematoda; Strigeidida; Schistosomatidae
Source: the annotation of a GenBank genome assembly